UGUAAAGUGAAAGAGAGAGAAAGGAAAGAGAACAAUAGUGGGGGGUCGAGUGAACGGUGUUCCAUGAAAACCGGUGAUCGUGCCAUAAGAGGAGAAAGUUCCCAGUUCGAGCACCAAUCGAAACGAUUGUCCGAAGAAAGAAAAACCUUGAUUGGUGCCGAAGCUAGGGACUUUCUCCUUUGACGGGACAAAUCACUGUGGCUGUGUGUUUCUCAGUGGAAAGUACUGUGCAGUGGUAGAGAACCGCGGCGGCGGCGGUGGUGAUUCAGACCUCCUUAUCAAUCUGAAAAAGUCGUGGUGAAGUACUGGGAGUGAUUCGUCGACAUCGGGCGUCGAUUAUAUGUUCGAAAUGAGGUGUCAUUGAUAAGACUUAAGAGCGCCGCGUGGUUCCGCCUCCGCCGUGCCCGAUUCGCGGCACAUCACGGACGUGUGGAUAAAGCGGCGCCAUACAUAUAUAUAUAUAUAUAUUCAUAUACAUAUAUAUAUAUACAUAUUUAUAUACAUUUACAUAUAUAUUUAUGUAUAUAUGUAUAUAUACAUACACGAUAUAUAAUCGUAUUUUUUUUUCUUUCGGGGGAGUGCAUAGAAGACAGAAAAAGGGAGGAGUGGAAACCGUCGCGAGAACGAAAGAGAAAUCCCGACACUAAGGGAGGCCGACACAAGUGAAUCGAGAGCGAGAAAGAGAGGUAGAGAUUCGCGGAUGCGGCGCGGUGUCUCUGCACCCGUGCGUGAAUCACGCGUCGGAGGCGCUCGUCUGUCCCCCGUUUUCGAGUACACCCUAUACUCACGACAUUGACCCAAUCGAGGACGCUGGUUUGCAAUUGAACAAGACCUUAAGCGACUAGUACCGAUUAGCCGUUCGAAACUGUCAUCCACGAGGAGGGGCAUUCCUGCUCCGUUUCGUUUUCAUGUCCUCCACCGGGCGUCGAAAGUCUUUCUAUCCGUGCUCGUGAUACAGAGCCGGUAUUAGAAACAUCGGUCAUACAACGUCCACCAGACUGAAAAAAAUCCACCUCUUCUCCUGAUAACAGAAGUGAAUGGAUCUUAGGUUCUCAUGUUUUCAAGAGAGAACUUGGCGGUCUUGUCAACGUGAAGAAUUCUGUAUAUACUGUGAUUUAAGAGAGCCCUUAGUCUUUUGAAAUUUUCGAGUAACGUCACAACGACUGAGCAGGACCGUGGCAGGAGGACGUAGAGUUAAGUGGAUAUCCGUUUAAAAGUAUUGAAACGCAGCAACUUAGAGUAGACUGGCAACAAAGAGACAAGAGUAGGGACAACAUGUCAGAUGAAGAAGACAAACCUCCCGCACCUCCUGUGCGACUUACUUCGAACAGAGGUGAAUCGGCACCUAAUUUGCCAGUGGACAUGCGUCCAUUGCCUAAAGAACCUGAUUCUGAUGAACGUAAGAAAAAAACAUUAAAAAGCAAAAUGAAGGUAAAAGAGAACAAAGAUAAACCCAACAUCAGUUACCCCACCAAUUUUGAACAUACGGUACACGUUGGAUUUGAUGCGGUUACCGGUGAAUUUACGGGAAUGCCAGAGGCUUGGGCGAGGCUGCUUAUGUCUAGUAAUAUCAGUAAACAGGAACAGAAGAAGAACCCACAAGCCGUGUUAGACGUUUUGAACUGGUAUGACAGUAGUAGUAAAGAAACGAAAGGUUCCAAGUAUAUGACAACAACAAAAAUGGUUGGAGUAGUCGCUCCCAUUGAAAGAGCAAGUAGUCCUCGAAGCAUGGGUAUAAGUGUUGGGACGGGAGUAGGAAAUAUUCGUGGUCAAGCAAUGUCACAAGCUUCUGGAAGUUCUCAUUCUCAGCAUUCGCUCAGCAGCAGUAGUCCAAGUAGCACGCCAACGGAUGCUUGUGCAACUAGUUCCGAACAAGAGGAUGAACCUCCGCCACCGCCAAUUUCUGCUAGACCAGAACGUACAAAAUCAAUUUAUACAAAGCCUAUAGAAGAAGAACCGCCUCCACCAUUAACAACAACGUUAGGCUCGCCUCAACGAAAUGGUACACCGCAACAACCACACCAAUCGCAAUUGGACAGAAACAAAAAUCAAGCAACUCCUACAUCAACGACAACCGAUCAAACGAGACCAGCGCAAAGCGAUAAAGCUAGAAAGAAAAAGAUGUCGGAUGACGAGAUAUUAGAAAAACUAAGAACAAUUGUAAGCGUAGGAGAUCCUAAUAGAAAAUAUACAAAAAUGGAAAAAAUUGGACAAGGUGCUUCGGGAACAGUGUACACAGCAAUCGAGACAUCAACAGGGAUGGAAGUUGCAAUAAAACAAAUGAAUCUUUCGCAACAACCCAAGAAAGAAUUAAUAAUAAACGAAAUAUUAGUUAUGCGGGAGAACAAACAUCCGAACGUUGUAAAUUACUUGGAUAGUUAUCUUGUAGGAGAAGAAUUGUGGGUAGUUAUGGAAUAUUUACCUGGUGGUAGUUUGACGGAUGUUGUGACUGAGACUUGUAUGGAUGAGGGUCAAAUAGCAGCAGUGUGUAGAGAAGUCCUACAAGCUUUGGAGUUCCUUCAUUGUAAUCAAGUUAUACACAGAGAUAUUAAAUCUGAUAACAUUUUGCUCGGUUUGGACGGCGGAGUGAAGCUAACAGAUUUUGGAUUUUGUGCACAAAUUUCACCGGAACAAAGUAAACGAACUACUAUGGUCGGUACACCAUAUUGGAUGGCACCUGAAGUAGUUACGAGAAAACAAUACGGCCCAAAGGUUGACAUUUGGUCGUUGGGUAUAAUGGCUAUUGAAAUGAUAGAAGGGGAACCGCCAUAUUUAAACGAAAAUCCAUUACGAGCUUUGUAUUUGAUUGCAACAAAUGGAAAACCCGAAAUUAAAGAGAAGGACAAGUUAUCGCCAAUUUUUCAAGAUUUCCUAGAUCAGUGUUUAGAAGUUGAGGUGGAGAAACGAUCGGCAGCUUCGGAAUUACUCAAGCAUCCUUUUCUGAAAUUAGCAAGGCCACUUGCUUCCUUAACACCCUUAAUAAUGGCGGCAAAGGAAGCUGCUAAAGGUCAUUAGCGGCAGAAUUCUUAUUGGCGUUUCUGGCCAUGCAAUAUGAUCAGAAAACACAAGUUUGCAAAUAAAAAAAUGAAUCACCCUCCCAAAACGGAACGGCACAAUAAUUUAAUAAUAUAUAAUAAAUAAUAAAUAAACAUAUAUAAAUAUAUAUAAACAUAUAUAUAAAUAUAUAAAUAUGUAUAUAUAUACACACAUACACACACACACAUACACACACAUAUAUAGAAUAUAUACAUAUAUACAUAUUUAUAUAUAUAGAUCAUAGAUAGAUAGAACUUAUCCGAUACCUUGGGAAGUAUCGAGAAAUGGUUUCAAAGUUUUUAAAUUGCUCGAUUCUCGCAUGUUGCGAGGAAACAAAGUUAAUCAGAAGAACUGUGAACGAUCUGACGGCAGAAAUCUUGCGAUCCUCGACGAGUUUUUAUUGGUCGUGUAGAGCUCACCAUGUCUUAUUUAAAUAGUCUUCAAAGAGAAAAAGAGUAAAUUGUAUGGGGUGGUUUGUUGCCUGAAGAGCUCUUGUACCAAUGUGGAACUGUCAUCGAGGAUUCUCAAACGACUGUCAGUUAUUUUCUAAAGAUAUAAAACUAGUAUUACUGACUCUAAAAUUGAAGAUCAGAGUUAGCUAAAAAAACAUACAUUAUUUAUAGUGAAAACCUUAUUAGAUAAUACCAUAAACAAAUGUGAACAAGUACAUAGGACCUAUUCUAAUACAUUAUUAUGGUUUAACAAGAAAUCGUAGAAAAAAGAAAAUUGGUCUUCAUGUCAGACUUAUAUUUUUCGAAUGAAGUUAUGGAGAGCAGAGCAAUAUGUUUUCAGUCUUUGGUCUGUCAGUAUGACGUAGAUGUGUAAGCGAUAGCCUAACUUGUUUUAAACGUUCUCAAGAAUCGCGUUCUUGUCAUUGAAUGUUAGGGGACAUCAUUACGUUGCAUCAAGUUAAUGUUUUAACAGAUAUUUUUAGUAUUCGGAUAUUGCAAUCCUUGCAUUACGUUAAAAUGUAUAUAAAUACGAUAAAUUGAUUUCACAGAUAGCAAAGUUUAUGAUCAAUUUAAUACACGCGAAUCUUAUUUAAUGCUAUUCAUUUGUAAUUGUAAGUAUACAAGAUAAGUACUUUUUCUCAUUUGCAUCACCGAUGAGACACGUCGAGACAUUGAUCCUGUUAUAAAAAUAUAUUAGUUGUAAAAGAAAAACAUCUUUCUAUGGACGUAUGUCCAGUUGCGUGUGUUCUCCGAUACAGGUCAAAUGAUAAAAUGUCUUUUGACGUGUCUUGUAGGAAGUGAACGGAUAAGCGACGAAAUUUUAAAACAAGGUUCAGAUAUAGGAGCAUUUUGUGACACUAUAAAGUGCCUGUCUUGUCAUGUUUAGAGACGUGAAAAAACUCGCGCUAGAUUCCUUAUAA
Molecule: messenger RNA, 4408 nt
Organism: Hylaeus anthracinus
Lineage: Eukaryota; Metazoa; Arthropoda; Insecta; Hymenoptera; Colletidae
Gene: Pak
Product: serine/threonine-protein kinase Pak
Exons: 9
Coding region: 1276-3015 (579 amino acids)
Biological process (GO): regulation of MAPK cascade; protein phosphorylation; intracellular signal transduction
Cellular component (GO): cytoplasm
Molecular function (GO): protein serine/threonine kinase activity; ATP binding
Source: RefSeq, a predicted model, not a curated record